AUGAUUUCAAUUCGUUCGAUUUUUAUUGCUUGCACAAUCUUUUUCUUUCAAGUCUGUCAAAACAAUCGCACUUUUUGCAUCAACCUUUUGGCCACAGCUUCAAAUGUGUGCUUACCAUCUGUCAAAACGGCAACCUCGACCAGCUCGGUGCAGUUCUUCAGAUCCAAUUCGUCCAAGAAAUCGUUCAAAAUAUUUUCUCCUCUGCUCGUAGCAUCGGGUCAGGACAUACUGAUCUAUCUGUCGCCGGGACAGAAUAAGAUUAUUCAUUCGUGGAUCGUAUCGUAGUUACCGUCAGCAAGGGUUCCGGUUCCACCGAGCACCGCGCUACCGGAAAUGGAGAGAAAUAGACAGACAGACAGACAGACAAACCAACGUACAUACACACACACAUGCAACCUGCACUAAGCGCACCAUAGUGGAAUUGUUGGAGCCAUCGUCAUCGUUACCGGGCACCACGCCUAUGCAAAAAAGUCAGACUGAAUCUCGAAUCUCGGGAGUAGUAGUGUAUCGCAUGCAGCAAUUCUUGUACAGCCGGCUGUGUGGGCUGCGCAGCACUGUAUCGUGUUCGGAAGAAGUUAAUUUUUUGAUUAAGAACCACCACAUGCCAGUUCCGCCGUCGCCGUAAAGAAUGUCUUGUUUAAGGCAGAGAAGAAAGAAAAGAAAAAGUCCUUACACGCAACUGUGUCGUACACUUUUGUUACCAAACCACGGACUGAUGGCAGCAGAAUUAUUGCAGGCUGACGCUUUUAAUACUGAAGAAUAGAAUUCUACAACUGUCUUCCUUAAACCUUU
Molecule: messenger RNA, 792 nt
Organism: Anopheles stephensi (Asian malaria mosquito)
Lineage: Eukaryota; Metazoa; Arthropoda; Insecta; Diptera; Culicidae
Exons: 3
Coding region: 1-285 (94 amino acids)
Source: RefSeq, a predicted model, not a curated record